GACCAGCAAGUUCUCAGGUCGUCGUUGAUUUGUUCGUGAUACAUUCUCUUUGUUCGUACCGCAGCCUAUUCCUGAACUUACAGAUUACUUUGUUUUAUUUUGCAUUAUCCUCAGUCAAUUCAGCUGAAGAAACCACAUCUCGUCGACUACAACAAAUAGAAAAGUUCAUGGCUAAGGUUUUCAAUCAACAUCAACCUUCAUUUCCUUCCCAAAUGACGCAUUCCACUAAUGGCGGCUGUGCUGCAUCUUUUUAUACUAACAGAUCCAGAUUUGGUUUUCUCAGGGCAUCUAAACGUAGCAUCUCCCAAUACAAACGGUACCCUAGCCGUAUAAGGAGGGCUCAAAAAUGUGAUUCAUCACCAGUUAUGUACAGUGGGAAUGAUUCCCAAUCACCCAAUAUUGUAAAUGUUUCAAGUAACUCAACUGACUCGAGACCCGUUCAUCAGUUGUACUCCAAUGAACAAUCUAGUAUUUUUUCGGAUUAUAAGCGCCCACGUCCGGAGCAUGGUGGCCACUCAAAUGAGAAGUUGGAUGAUAUUUCAGUGUCUGCCCCUGAAUCUUGUUUCCUCCGUCAAAUGUGUUCGCUACCAAAAAGCGGCCUUCGCUUAGAUUUAUCGAAAAAGUAUUAUUCACAUAUGUUUUGCAAGCUAUCACUUCUCAACAAUGAUCGUCUACACGACCUACUUUCAAAGGAGUUCACCUACCAACCAAAUAAUGCCUUUCUUUAUUAUGUGAACCCGGAGGUGGAUGACAAAGUAGAUGCUGUACUAAGAAAUGAGGCAGUGCACAAUCUUCGCUUCAUGCAUAAUUCCUUCUUCAAUCUAUCUACGGAAACGUUUUGCAAAGCUGUUAACCUGAUAGAUCGUUUUAUUGUCAAAGUGAAGGUUAAACCAAAAUACAUGGCUUGUGUAGCUACUGCUUCCUAUUGUGCCGUUUGCAAGUUGAACAGCUCAAACAACAAGAAUGCUGUGUUACCUGAUCCGGAAACUUUGGUACAUGUUACUCGUUGCGGUGGUAACGCUGCUGAUCUGUUGCGUAUGGAAGAAAUUCUUGCCUCCAAAUUGUCGCAUGAUCUUGAUGGAGUCAAUGCAUUCGAUUUCCUGCAACUUUUCAUUGAUUGUAUCACUAAAUCUCCCAAGGAUAUCAAUGAAUACGAUACAACCGACAGUGCGACGAAUAUGGACAGUUUCGUGUCUCAGUCGGGUGACAAUUCUUCUGAAGAGAAAGUUACAGAGACAAACAUUGUGACCUCAAGUGUACAAAAAUCAGAUGAGGUGAAAAAGGAUGCUGUAACAACUCCUCGGAAGAAGUUUUCCUGUGGUACAUUUUUGUACAAACGUUUAGGAGCACUUAUGGAGAUCGCUUUGUGUUCCUUGGAGGUUUAUCGUUUUCGUCCUGCUUGUUUGGCACUCGGUAUUUUGGCUCAAAGUGGUAUAGAGGGUCUUCUUCCUCUAGCAGAUCUAUGUGGGGUUGAUUGGUUUGAUGUAUGCGAAUGCGCAAAUCUUGUUGGCCAGUUGUAUGAACUAUACUAUCGUGAUCCUUUACCACCUAAUCGUAGACGAACUGGUAUACCGGUAACUAGACGUAAUUUUCGUGUUGGUUAUUCCAGUCCUACACCAUUGGAUACAAUCUCUGAAGAUUAUGAACCGGUUGAAGACGAUGAAUGGCUACUUCCGCUUCUUUUUGAACCGUAGCGUAUUGUUACAGUCGGUCAAUUUGUGUUUUGCUGAGUUGAUCCCGUCUACUAAAACAGCUGUUCGAUAAGAUGAGAUAUACACGCGCUAGUAGUAGUGUCUCUUCCCGUCUUCUCCUUCUUCUUCUUGUUCUUCUUCGUCGUCGUAUACACAUCAAAAUUGUAUUUAAAUAUCCUUAUCUUUCCAGCAAAUAUUGCUUAUCACUCACUUACUCACUCACUCACUUGCUCACCUACUACUCAUUCGUUCAUUCACACAUUUAUUCUCCUUACUCACUCACUCACUCACUCAUUCGAUUCAUUCAC
Trichobilharzia regenti is the source of this 1999-nucleotide messenger RNA. The record is from the annotation of a GenBank genome assembly. NCBI's taxonomy places the organism in Eukaryota, Metazoa, Platyhelminthes, Trematoda, Strigeidida, Schistosomatidae.